AUGGAUAGAAUUUGGAUAACAUUCUUGCUAUUGAUUAUCGCCAUCAUUUACGUGCAAACGAAUGGACAAUCAACGGUGAACGUGCAGCUCGUGGUGAAGAAGUACGUCGAGCGGGGCAGUGCGGUGGCACUGUACUGCGAGAACGAUGUCCUGCCCGACAUCCUGUACAAGGUGACGUUUCUGAAGGAGGACAGCAAAAUCUUCGAGUACAUCAAAGGGCGCAGCCCACCGUACCGGAACUUCAGCAUAGCGGGUGCCGAAAUCGACUGGAAGAAGGUGACACCGUCGACGUUGACGCUGAAGAACGUGGACUAUGAUGCGUCCGGUUCGUACUACUGCGAGGUGUCGACCGAUACGCCUAUCUUCACUAAGGCGUCGAACGAUGAGAUGCUGCACGUGAUGUUGCCCCAGAAAGGUCCUCCAACGAUCGAGUUUGCCAAAAAGCAGCUGUACUACGGUGAUAUGCUGAUUGCGAACUGCACCACCUCCAGAGCCCGUCCACCGCCGCACAUUACGUGGCUUAUUAAUGGAAAGCAGGUGGAUGACUCGCACGUCCGGCAGUUACAUCACAAUUCGAAGAACAGCCAUCGGGCGAAGGUGCAGCAAACCAUCGGUCAACAAUCAGCCGUCUACCAUGGGAAAGUCAUCGGCGCUGGCAACGGUUUGGCCAGCAGUGGUAGCCUGAAGGAACUCAAACAACGAACGAAAGCGGUAGAAAACGACUUCCAGGAUAAGCUGACCAAAUCCACCAGCUCGAUGGGUCUGGGAGGCGUCACCAAUGGUGCCGGCAACGGUGGCUACUCGGGCAGCUUCGAGAUACAGCCCAACAUCGGGUACAACAGCUUCGAGAGCGGCUACAACUACGGCAUCAAAAUGCACCACCCAGGUCGGGAGCGAAGCGGUGGCAGCACGAUCGGGCUGCUGAAUGGCGCCUUCGGUGGUUCAGCGUACGGUAGCUUUGGUGGUAUGGCAGGACUCGGAUCCUUGGGCACUGGACCUGGUCUCGGGUCGCCUGACAUCGCCGUGGAGGAGAGUGAUAAAAAGACUUGGCAGCGAAACGACUACAACUAUAAUUACAACCAGUAUUACGACAAUAAGCCGCUGCAGCAGCAGCAACAGCAGCACUACGACAACGGCUACCGAAAGCACCGCACCUCGUUCGAGCACAAGUACCGGCGGCAUGUGAACGAGGGCGAACCGCGCAAGAGCCACCGGGUGUCCGCUUCCUAUAGCCAGCUGUCCAUCCGCAUCACCGAGGCACUGACGAACAACCUCGGCCGGAUAGAGAUCACCUGUCUCGCCACAAUUCCAGCACACGUCGAACCAGGCGAGCAGUACGCCGACUACAAGACUUCACUGAUCAAGCUGGACAUCGAGCAGAACGAUCAAACGUCUCCCCAGCCGUCAAUGAGUGGCAUGGCCGCCCUUGGCAACUCUGGUGCCGUGCAGAACAGCUUCCAUGCGGUACCCGUCCGUAGUCGCUCGGCUCUGGCCCUUGCCGGUGCCCUGCUUGCCCUGGCCAGUGCCCAUCGUCGUAUCCGGCCGCAGCUUGUGUAA
Molecule: messenger RNA, 1557 nt
Organism: Anopheles nili
Lineage: Eukaryota; Metazoa; Arthropoda; Insecta; Diptera; Culicidae
Gene: beat-VII
Exons: 9
Coding region: 1-1557 (518 amino acids)
Source: RefSeq, a predicted model, not a curated record